Anthostomella pinea is the source of this 576-nucleotide messenger RNA. The record is from the annotation of a GenBank genome assembly. Lineage: Eukaryota; Fungi; Ascomycota; Sordariomycetes; Xylariales; Xylariaceae.
AUGCCUACUUCCAUGCUGCCAUCGCCGCCCAACUCAGACCCUAUGGCCUCCGGCACACCAGCGCCCGGCUACGAAGCCCUUGACUAUGGCUUUCCGGAAGUCUUCAAUACUAUGCCUACAUACACGAUGCCCCCCGCGAACGGAUUGCUGCCCGGCUCGGGGCCUAUGGGGUUCGGCACACCAGCAACAGGAUACGAAGGCCCUGACUAUGGCUUUCCGGAAGUCUUCGACACCAUGCCUACUUCCAUGAUGCAACUCCGGGUCGGAGUGCCGCCCAGCUCGGAGCCUGCUUGUCACUUCCACAAGAUGAACCCACGACUCUAUUCAGCGUGUGGAAAAGCCUUCAAGUCCAUCGGCGCUUCGGUCAAUCAUAUACGCAAGCACGACCUCCUUCAUGGCGUCACUGAAGCAGCUCAUGACGUGGAUGUUGGCAACAGUCACUUCAUAUUCACCAUGCAGUCCACUAUGCCCCAAAUCUUGCGAGGCACCAAGUACACCAACCCAAAUGGGAAGAGGACUCUGGAAUACCAAUACGAGCCUGAGAACGGUGGCGAGCCGUUCCACAAUGCCUUAUAA